GCCCUAAGUCCCCAUGGCUUUGCUGGGCCGAGCCCUGCGUGUAGCUGCCACCCGUUCUCAAGGGAGAUCUGCUCGGAACCUGGGUCUACAGCCCCUAGCCAGGGAGGCCCGGUCCACCACCGAGAAGAAUGUCCCGUACCAGCGGACCCUGAAGGAGGAGGCACAAGGUUCCUCGGCGGUACCUCGAGGACCAAGCCAGCCUCUGCCCAGCACAGCGGAUGUUGUGGUCAUUGGCGGGGGCAGCUUGGGCUGCCAGACCCUGUACCACUUGGCCAAGCUGGGUGUUAGCCAAGCAGUGCUUCUGGAGAGAGAGCGGCUGACCUCUGGGACCACCUGGCACACAGCAGGCUUAUUGUGGCAGCUGCGGCCCAGUGAUGUGGAGGUAGAGCUUCUGGCCCACACAAGGCAAGUGGUGAGCCAUGAUCUGGAGGCGGAGACUGGGAUGCACACAGGCUGGAUCCAGAAUGGUGGCCUCUUCAUCGCCUCUAACCGGCAGCGCCUGGAUGAGUACAAGCGGCUCAUGUCGUUAGGCAAGGCCUAUGGUGUAGAGUCCCAUGUGCUGAGCCCAGCAGAGACCAAGGAUCUGUAUCCGCUGAUGAAUGUGGACGACCUCUAUGGGACCCUGUAUGUGCCACAGGAUGGUACCAUGGACCCCGCUGGCACCUGCACUACCCUCACCCGGGCGGCAGUGGCUCGAGGAGCUAAGGUCAUUGAAAACUGCCCAGUGACUGGCAUCCGUGUGCGGACGGAUGACUUCGGAGUGCGGCGGGUGGCAGCGGUGGAGACAGAGCAUGGCUCCAUCCAGACACCCUGCGUGGUCAACUGUGCAGGAGUGUGGGCAAGCACCGUGGGUCAGAUGGCCGGAGUGAAGGUCCCCCUGGUGGCCAUGCACCAUGCUUACGUUGUCACUGAGCGCAUUGAGGGGAUCCAGAACAUGCCCAAUGUCCGAGAUCAUGAUGCUUCUGUCUACCUCCGCCUGCAGGGGGAUGCCUUGUCUGUGGGUGGCUAUGAGGCCAACCCCAUCUUUUGGGAGGAGGUGUCAGACAAAUUUGCCUUUGGCCUCUUUGACCUGGACUGGGAUGUGUUCACCCAGCACAUUGAAGGUGCCAUUAACCGUGUCCCUGUGCUGGAGAAGACGGGGAUCAAGUCCACUGUCUGUGGUCCUGAAUCCUUCACACCCGACCACAAGCCCCUGAUGGGGGAGGCUCCUGAGCUCCGAGGAUUCUUCCUUGGCUGUGGCUUCAACAGCGCAGGCAUGAUGCUGGGCGGUGGCUGUGGGCACGAGCUGGCCAAUUGGAUUGUGCAUGGGCGCCCAGAGAAGGACAUGUACAGCUAUGACAUCAGGCGUUUCCACCACUCACUCACGGACCACCGCCGCUGGAUCCGCGAGCGCAGCCACGAGUCCUAUGCCAAGAACUACUCAGUUGUCUUCCCCCACGAUGAACCGCUGGCAGGACGCAACAUGAGGAAAGACCCCCUGCAUGAGGAGCUGCUUGAACGAGGCUGUGUGUUUCAAGAACGACAAGGUUGGGAACGGCCAGGGUGGUUCAACCCCAAAGAAACAGCUCCGGUCCUUGACUACGACUACUAUGGGGCCUAUGGAAACCAGGCCCAUGGGAACUACGCCUACAGCAGGCUGCUGGGCGAGGAGUACACUUUCGACUUCCCACCCCACCAUCACAUGAUCCAGGAGGAAUGUCUGGCCUGCCGACGGGCUGCUGCUGUGUUCAACAUGUCUUACUUUGGGAAGUUCUACCUGCUGGGAGAGGACGCCAAGAAGGCCGCUGACUGGCUCUUCUCAGCAGACGUCAAUCGACCUCCAGGCUCAACGGUGUACACGUGCAUGCUGAACCACCGGGGAGGCACUGAGAGCGACCUGACCGUCAGCCGCCUGGCCUCAGGCACCCAGGACAGUCCCCUGGCCCCUGCCUUUGAAGGGGAUGGCUACUACUUGGCCGUGGGUGGGGCUGUGGCCCAGCACAACUGGUCCCACAUAACCACAGUUCUACAGGAUCAGAAGUUCCGGUGCCAGCUUAUGGAUUGUUCCGAAGAUCUGGGCAUGCUCAGUAUCCAGGGCCCAGCCAGCCGUGCCGUUCUCCAGGAUGUGCUCGACGCUGACCUGAGCAAUGAGGCCUUCCCCUUCUCCACCCACCAGCUGGUGAGAGCUGCAGGGCACCUGGUCCGGGCCAUCCGGCUCUCCUUUGUGGGGGAGCUGGGCUGGGAGCUGCAUGUGCCCCGUGCGUCCUGCUUACCAGUGUACCGGGCUGUGAUGGAGGCAGGGGCCAAGCAUGGUCUUGUCAAUGCGGGCUACCGUGCCAUUGAUUCCCUGAGCAUCGAGAAAGGCUAUCGACACUGGCACGCAGACCUGAGGCCUGAUGACAGCCCCCUGGAGGCAGGAUUGGCCUUCACCUGUAAGCUCAAGUCCUCAGUGCCCUUCCUGGGCCGUGAGGCUUUGGAGAAGCAGCGUGCCACAGGCCUCUACCGACGCCUGGUCUGCCUCACCGUGGAAGAGGAGGUGCCUAUGUUUGGCCUGGAGGCCAUCUGGAGAAAUGGCCAAGUGGUGGGCCACGUCCGGAGGGCUGACUUUGGGUUCACUGUAAACAAAACCAUCGCCUAUGGCUACAUCCGAGACCCCAGCGGUGGACUGGUCUCUCUGGACUUUGUGAAGAGUGGAGAAUAUGCCUUGGAGAGAAUGGGGGUCACCUAUCCUGCCCAAGUUCACCUGAAGUCUCCCUUUGACCCUGACAACAAGCGGGUGAAGGGCAUCUACUGAUGGGCUGUAGGGCGGAAGCUACAUUGCUCAGGCCAUUGGAAACUGCCACACUUCCCACACUGCCUGCCAACUCCUGCACUGCACAAAUGCCCUGUGUCCCAAGACCCAGCAUACAGGCCAAACAGAGCCUUCCCAACUCUUAGCCUCCAUCUGGUCCUGCUAAGCACCCCAGCUCCUAACCAGGACUAGAUGGACCACAAUGUUCCUCCUGCUCAUGGACCACACAGUGGUCUCCAAUCCACCCUAGUCCUCCCAAAAUGCACCCUGCAGAUGUCUUGGCUCAAGGUCCUUGUGAGUAUCUCAGAAGGCGUAUGGUUGAGCCAAGAUAGGAGCCGGAAGGCAGACAGGCAGGCUUCCCCUCUGUUCCUCACUCGGCUGACGGGCAAUCAGGGGACAGCGGGUAGGGGUCUAGGAACAGUGUCCCCCACAGGUAUAGGAUGGAGAGCACAGAGCUAUGUGCUGUACUGGUGCGGUCCUUCCUCAGGAUGGCUGCCUUCCAGACCAGAGAGGACAGAGAGAAAGCGCUUGCCUUAACCUUCCAGUUCUGCAGGAGAGAAAGCCUUCUGAGAGUCACCAGCCUGUGACACGGGGUGGG
This is a messenger RNA of Peromyscus eremicus (cactus mouse), 3368 nucleotides long. It is a transcript of the gene Sardh, whose product is annotated as sarcosine dehydrogenase. The record is from RefSeq and is a predicted model, not a curated record. Gene Ontology annotation, molecular function: protein binding; oxidoreductase activity. NCBI's taxonomy places the organism in Eukaryota, Metazoa, Chordata, Mammalia, Rodentia, Cricetidae. The coding region runs from base 14 to 2773 and encodes 919 amino acids. Gene Ontology annotation, cellular component: mitochondrion. The transcript has 20 exons.